AAAGCAGUGAAACCCUCCCAUAGGUGAGAGCGCAGAUGUCAUGAGAAAAGCGGCCACACGACCAGAGCGCACCGAGCGACGCACCGACAGACCUCAGCCCGCCUCCCUGCGCCCCGGCUUGGGAUGCUUUUAGCGCAGAGACGCUUCCACACAGGGCAGCCCGUGGACGCACGUCCUCCACGCUCUCGUCGUUGUUAUUUUUGAACGUGGAUCUUUCCCUCCGCGGUUUGUAGAAAGUGUUUAUGUUUGUUUCUUCAUGAGUGCUGCUUUGGGAAGCGAGCCUCAGCACCAGCUCCUGCAACGCCAACACGAUGCGAGCCCAAAUCGAAGUUAUACCAUGCAAAAUCUGUGGAGACAAAUCAUCCGGAAUCCAUUACGGAGUCAUUACGUGUGAGGGAUGUAAGGGUUUCUUCAGACGGAGCCAGCAGAACAAUGCCUCAUAUUCCUGCCCCCGCCAGAGGAACUGCCUCAUUGACAGAACAAACCGCAACCGCUGCCAACACUGCCGCCUGCAGAAAUGUCUUGCACUUGGAAUGUCCAGAGAUGCUGUUAAGUUUGGCCGCAUGUCAAAGAAGCAACGUGACAGCCUGUAUGCAGAGGUGCAGAAGCACCAGGCACGGCUGCAGGAGCAGCGGCAGCAGCAGACUGGUGAAGCUGAAGCACUGGCUCGUGUUUAUUCCACCAGCCUAACCAACGGACUAUCCACUCUCAAUCAUGAAAUCGGAGGGACAUAUGCCAAUGGUCAUGUCAUAGACCUACCCAAAGGCGGCCAUAGUAACGGAGGUGGAAUUCCGGGGGGCUACUACGGGAUAGAUUCAACCCAACCGUCUCCAGAUCAGUCGGGUUUGGACAUGUCAGGCAUGAAGCACAUUAAGCAGGAGCCGGUUUACGACCUUACUCCCGUACCCAACCUCUUCAGCUAUGGAGGCUACCAGGAAAGUCAUCUCGGGCCCAACAAUGUCAGCAUGGGAGAGCUCGAUCGUAUUGCUCAAAAUAUUAUCAAGUCUCAUUUGGAGACUUGUCAAUACACAACAGAAGAGCUACAGCAGCUCGCUUGGCAGACACAUUCCUAUGAAGAGAUCAAAAUGUACCAGAGCAAGCCCCGGGACGUGCUGUGGCAGCAGUGUGCCAUCCAGAUUACCCAUGCAAUCCAGUAUGUAGUGGAGUUUGCCAAGCGCAUCUCAGGCUUCAUGGAACUGUGCCAGAAUGACCAAAUCCUACUUCUCAAGUCAGGUUGUUUGGAGGUAGUCUUGGUCAGGAUGUGCAGAGCCUUUAACCCUCUCAACAACACUGUGCUCUUUGAGGGAAAGUACGGUGGCAUGCAGAUGUUCAAAUCUCUAGGUUGCGAUGACUUAGUAAGUGCGGUGUUUGACUUUGCCAAGAGUCUGUGUUCACUGCAGCUAACAGAGGAGGAGAUUGCUCUUUUUUCGGCAGCUGUAUUAAUUUCUACAGAUCGACCCUGGCUGAUGGAACCUCGGAAAGUCCAGAAACUCCAGGAGAAGAUCUACUUUGCUCUUCAACACAUUAUGCAGAAGAACCACAUGGAUGAAGAUGCACUGGCUAAGUUGAUCAGCCGAAUUCCAACACUGUCCGCUCUGUGCACGCUCCACACAGAGGAGCUCCAGGCCUUCCAGCAACUCCACCCGGAAACCGUCAACGUCCUCUUUCCUCCGCUCUACAAAGAACUUUUUAACCCCGAUCCCAACUCUGCCAUGGCCAUGCCCAAGUGACUGCCUGUGGUCCAAAUGCAGCAAACAGCAAAAGACCAAGAAAUGAAGUUUGUUUUAAUUGACAAGAAGACUGAGGCCACGCCAACUAUGCCAUCGUUGUGGCAACUGCAUAUUUCUGAGCUCCCCCAGGCUCUUUUCAGGCUGGUGGGUGAGGAUCCAUCUCCUAGAAACUCUGAGUUACAGCCAACAAUACCAGGAAUGUCCAGCACUUAUCCCAUCCUGUUCACCGCUACAGUCUGAAGAAUGUAUAUAUGAACAAAGCGUACCCCAAGCCACAGCCUAAAUGGGGCUUCCAGUUGUCUCCUUAAUUGAAGUGACUCACCAGAAAUGUACAGACUUUGAACAAUAGGAACAAUUUUUAACUGUCAAUCUUUAGAGAAAAAAAAAGGAUUGGCAAGCUAAUUUGAUUUAACUUUCUUAAAACUUUUUUUUCCUACAUUAAGACAUUGUCAAGUUGAAACAACUAGGUGGGGUAGGGAACUGUGGAGAUAGAAAAGCUACUGUAGAUAUUCUUCUAGUGCGAACGGAUUCCAGUAUUACUUCUUGUUCUGUUAAAAUAAGUUAGUCCUAAUUUAAAUAUGCAGCAGUCCACCGUGACUGACUAUACUUUGUCUAUGUGUUUUCAUUUUAUUUGAUAGCUUCGUGUACAGAAUUUGUAAACUUAGAAAAAUGGGCAAAAACAAGAAGUUGAGUUGGUUUUGCUGAUAAACAAAAGCCUUGUCUGGAUUUUGUUUAUAUGUAUAGAAGGUGCUACAUCCUUCUGACCGGAACUUAUAGAAAUGUAAAGAGAGCAUAAGAAGGAUUUAAAAAAAAGAAACUAAUUGCUAAUACUUUUCAUGGUGAAGAUGUAUACAUAAAUGUUCUAUUUUGCAAGAAAAACUAUCUGGCAGAUUUGCCGGCCUAUCAAUUGUUUAUUUUUUGCUGCAAUAAUUACGUCCAAUAAAAGCUGGACUGCUUUCGAACAAUCAACGAGACACAAACAAACAAAAAAAAUCAGAAACAAGGACCUCACAUUGAACUCCACACCUCUACACAAAGUCCCCGUACUCCUUUUUUCCUCUGAACAAUCAGGACCUUGGAGUUAUGUUUAGGCACACAUAAGUGGGUAUAUGUCAAAAUGAAGAUGUGCAUCUAUAAUUGACCAAUCAAAAAUGGAAAAAAAAGGUAGUUACAAAAGAUAUGCUUGGGAAAAAAUACUUUUGCUCUAAAAUAUAUGGGUGGUGUAUGCACUCAUCCUCCUAUUUGCACAAUCCCUUCUAUGGAUGUUAAUCACUCCGGGCUGUUAAUAUGUAGGACCCUUUUCCUAAAGAGCAAUAACUUUCAUGACCCCAUCCCUCACCCUCCUUCAUCCUCCCCUUUUUAACUGUUCAGAACAAGGUAGCAGUGUUAACUUAAGACACACAAUAUAUUGCUUUUUGCUGUUGAUCAUGACUUAAAAUCUCUGUGGAUGCAACCCAUUCCAGCUCAGACUGCUGGUGUCCCUACAGUCCAGCAUGAUGUCAAAUUUGGACUCACAGCACUGACUGACAAAUGUGAAGAAAGGAAUCCUUUAGAAUUCUUACAUUUUUUGUUUGCUGCAAUUUCAAGCACUUACAGGUUAUAGUUUUUUAACAUAUUUUACAUCAGUUAAGUUAUUGUGGUAUCCCAUCAGGGGACGUUGUCCUUGCCAUCUUCUUUUUAUUGUGAAAGGACGUGUUCAACCACACAUUACAUAUUUUAAGCAGUUUCAGCAUAAAUUCAUUAUUCUUCAGGUGUUACAGUUUUUAUCCUCUAAUGAGAAGUCAAUUGCACAAAAUAAUUAGCACAGAAUCCUAUGCGCAACAAAAUGAAUCAUUCAAUGGUACUGCUAUACAACUUCCUUUCUCUCUAUUGUGUUUAAUUUAAUUUAUUUAGGACAAGAAAUUGUUUAUUUUGCUGUUCAAUUUCAUAAUAUUGAGGACUUUGACCUAGUUGUUCAUAAGCACUAAAAGUGAAGAGCUAACUUAGAGGUUCAGGCUUGAUUUUUUGCACUGUGGCCAAAUUUUCGACUUUUCUCACACAAAACGUAUUCAGUAAAAUUAAUGUACAAAAGACAUUUUCUUGUUUUAGUUCAAGAUUUUUCUAUGAACAUUUUGAAAAUAUAUUUGACUUACUAGAGAAAUCUUCAACAUAAAUCAUGAGAAGUUCUUAUAUUUAUGCUUCAAGCUCUCAGCAAGUCUUUUAUCUGUUCCUUCCAAAGUGCAGCGACUUCCCUACAACCCCAGACAGGCCCAAGCAUUAGAGGCGCUGGCUCUUUAAGACAAUCACUUGCUCUUUAAAGCUUGAAUCUCUCAGGGAGCAAUUUUUUCUGACUUUGCAUUAAAGGGUAUCAUAUUUUUUGCAAAUUUACUUAAAAAAACAGAUUAUUAAAUAACUUUUUUGGAUGAAAAAAAUUGGCAUAAGUAUGCUAAAUAUGCCAGCAAUCUGCCCAGACAAGGCUUUGAUAGAUGUGUGUCUAUGUGUGUGUGUGUGUGUGUGUUUAGAGCAUGAAUUCACUGUCUAAAUGAAAAACAUCUCUAAAUCGCAAAAAUGAUAACAAGCAGAAGAGAAGUAAUUUUGCUCUUGUCAAACAUGUACAAUCAGAUGCAGCUUCGGGGAGAGUGAAGGAAGUUAACCAGUAAUCUGUUAUUUAGACACAACAGCCCAGGGACAGUGAAUUCUAACUCUUGCUAUGACACUUUUGCGCGAGACAUUUUUGUUUUCCCUCGUUAGACUGUGAAUCAAAGGGGUGGAAUAGGGUUGUGAGGGAAAAUGUGCUGGCAAGAAAAAGGCAACACUGUAAGUAAGAAGCUGUAGCAAUAACUGGCAGAGUUUCCUCCUGUCAUGUUUGCAUUGUAAGAUUAUUUUUAUUUUAUGACUAUUUACUAUUAUUAUUGUUCUUAUUAUGACUACUAUUCUUCUGAUACUAUUAGCCUAUUGUUGUUCUGUUCUAUUUGCAUGACGUUUCAUUGAAUUGAAACAUUUGGGGCUCAUUUGUGUUUUUCUCCUCUAGUGAUACUGUGGGUUUUGGCAGGGAGGGAAAAGGGUUAGGGGGCGAACUCCACAUCACUUGAGUCAGUUUGAAGCUUCUUUUUUUUCCUUUUGAAAGCUGAACAAUAUUUUUUAAUAAAAUGCUAUAAUUUAUACACAACCAA
Molecule: messenger RNA, 4882 nt
Organism: Oryzias latipes (Japanese medaka)
Lineage: Eukaryota; Metazoa; Chordata; Actinopteri; Beloniformes; Adrianichthyidae
Gene: rorb
Product: RAR-related orphan receptor B
Biological process (GO): regulation of transcription by RNA polymerase II
Cellular component (GO): nucleus
Molecular function (GO): RNA polymerase II cis-regulatory region sequence-specific DNA binding; zinc ion binding; nuclear receptor activity
Source: RefSeq, a predicted model, not a curated record